GUUCUGAGAUUUCCCAACCUAUCGUAUAUUUAAUAAUCAAAUUUAGAUGGGAGGUUGAUUAAUAUUCCUCAUCGUGGCAAUAGUGCAACUUUCACGGCGUCGCCUGACAGUUGUCAUAAGAAUGUCAACAAAACGACAGUGAACACGUUAAAACAUCUCAAGAUCAACGAACGAGCAACAGCAACAAUAACAUUUUGGUGUUGUGAUAUUAAUUGUGAUUUUAGAUCUUUUACCGCUUACUCGGACAGUAUCUGAAGUACUUGUAGAGUAUCACAAAAUGUCCCUCACCCGUUGACGAAAUGGCGAACCUGAAGCCCGGAAGUCAAAAUGCACGUAAAAAGGUGCAGGUAUCAAUGGUGUUAUGCGAGGCAGAGGAACGGAAACACAGGUCUGGAGUUAAUGCCCUGCAGCUGGACCCUGUAUUGGACAGAUUGUAUUCAGCUGGACGAGACUCAAUCAUCCGGGUCCACGAACAUGAAAGGUUCCUGCAGAGUAUGGAACACCACACUGACUGGGUCAAUGAUAUAGUUCUGUGUUGCGGAGGCAGACACUUGAUUUCAGCCAGUUCUGACACAACUGUUAAAGUGUGGAAUGCUCAUAAGGGAUUCUGCAUGUCCACACUUCGUACACAUAAGGACUAUGUGAAAGCACUAGCAUAUGCAAAAGAUAGAGAACAAGUUGCAUCUGCAGGUUUAGACAAGUCAAUCUAUCUUUGGGAUAUAAACACUUUAACUGCUUUAACAGCCAGUAAUAAUACUGUUACAACUUCUAGCCUGAUUGGAUGUAAAGAGUCUAUUUAUAGCUUAGCUAUGAACCCUUCAGGAAGUGUUAUUGUGAGUGGAUCCACAGAAAAAGCUUUAAGAUUAUGGGAUCCUCGAACAUGUGCCAAAUUAUUCAAGUUGAAAGGUCAUUCUGACAAUGUAAAGGCUUUGGUAGUCUCUAGAGAUGGUACACAAUGCCUCUCAGGCAGCUCUGAUGGUUCUAUUAAACAUUGGAACCUAGGAACUCAAAGGAUUAUCCAAACCAUUAGAUUACAUACUGAUUCAGUUUGGGCACUGUUAGCGACAGAAAGUUUCACUUAUGUGAUCUCUGGAGGACGUGAUAAAAAGGUUAUAAUGACAGACUUGAAGAACACUUCGAAUUAUGUGAUAGUAUGUGUAGAAGAGGCCCCUGUGUUGAAAAUGUGCUUUACAGCUGACCAACAGGCAGUUUGGGUAUCAACUUUUGAUUCAAGUAUACGAUGUUGGAAGCUACCAACAGACAAGCAUUUUAAAGAAGAACUUAAGAUGCCAACUCAACCCAUAUCGCUCAUACCUGGAGGUGCUGCGAUUAGGCAAGCUGCAGUACUGAAUGACAAGAGACAUAUUCUUACAACAGAUACUCAUGGACAUGUGGCAUUAUAUGAUGUCCUACGUGCAAGAAAAAUAGAGGACCUUGGUCAGGUUAAUUUUCAAGAGGAGCUAAAGAACAGAUUCAAAAUGGUUUAUGUGUCAAAUUGGUUUAAUGUAGACCUCAAAACAGGGAUGUUAACCAUACAUUUAGGCCAAGAUGAAGUUGACUGCUUUUCUGCUUGGGUAUCUGCACGAGAUGCUGGCAUCCGUGAUACCCCAGAACCUGAUCACAAAGUAAAUUAUGGUAAAUUGUUACUGCAGGCACUCUUUGAACAUUGGAGAGGGGUAGAGACAGAUCCUGAAAAUAGAUUAUAUUUUAGUGUUCCCAAGCAUAUCCCUUUGAUUUUAAGUGAAGUAGGUGGAAGAACCUUAUAUAGGGUAUUGGUGGGUGACACAGCAGGAGAUACAGAAAAUGCACUGUUGAAUGAUACAGUACCCAAUUGGGUAAUUUCCAAUAUUGAGGACAACUGUACCAAUAAGUUUAUCAAGGUGCAGUUUUACUUACAACCACACUCUAGUGUACCCUCACAUCUACUGAAACAAGAUAGGAUGAAGAAACCAGAUAGGUUGGUUGCCAAUGAUUUUAUCCAAUGCCGAAAGGUAGCCGAGCAUAUCCUGGAAAAACUCCUAGGAGAUGGAACAGCAAAUUCACCAGGAUGUGGAGAUGCAGAAUCAAAUACUCCAUCCAACAAUGGCUACACUGUAGAUCAAAUAGAAUUGACAUGCAAUGAUCAGGUGUUGGAUCCAUCUAUGGAUCUAAGGACCAUAAAGCACUUCAUCUGGAAGUCGUCAUCUGAUUUGACAUUGUAUUAUAAAAUCAUCAACAAGUAGUUAUAGUAUAUAUUGUAAUAUGUACAUAUAGAAAAUCUAAGCUGCGUAGAGACUGAUCAAGCAAGAACUUAUUGGAAUACAUAUUAAUAAGUAGUUUAUAAAUAUGAUCCUAUUCAUUUGUUGGCAACUCUCUACGCAAACAUUCAAAGGAAAAUCUAACUGAAUGAAUAAUUUUUGCAACUAUGUACCAUAGUAAAAUAAGCUGUUCUUGCCUUGGACUAUGCAAAGUGCACAAAAUGAUGACAUAUGAUGAGAGCUUGAAUGAAUGAAGGCCUUUGUUUGUCAUACCAUAUGAUACUGGGAUCUUCUCUAGUGUGUCUUGUAUGACAAGCAUUCAGUUUCAGUACAAUUGUUGACGCUGACAGUUUCCAUAGAAUAUAUUCUUUUGAACGGACCCAAUUUUCCAACCAUCAUAAGUCAGUCAUAAAUAAUCUCAGUCUCAGCGGCCUGCCGACGUUCAAACGCGAAAAUUGCGUGAGUGCCGACGUUGCGCGUUUAGCACAGACCAUAUCGCUGGUGACGACCAACAAAGUAUGAUACGUCCAUGACAUAUGUGUAUACCCUAUUUCACAAGUAUCCAUCACCGAAGAAUCACAGCUGAUUAUUCAGUGAUAUCUCAAAAUUUCCCAUAUCGGUUCAGGACACAUAAUUCUGACGGAUCCGUCAACGCCAGGUAGAAAGAGCCGUAUUUUAUUUUGUUUUUUUGUACGUUACAGAUGCAUUUUGUACUUGCUGUCAGCUCUUUUAUUUAGAAAAGUUCAUUUGCAUACAAAAAACAAAACGCCACAAGCAAGUUUUACUAGAUUUAUAUCCGAUUCAUUUCUGCCAACGUUGCAGAUUAACACAAAAAUGUCACUUGCUGUUCACCUCAGUAAACGUCAAAGCGUAUAGUGGAUAUGCAGUUUUGAAUUCCUCGCAGUUGAUAUCAAUUCAAGUUAUAAAUUCUUGGGGUUCGAUCUACCCAAGAAAUAUAUUAAAAAUACGACGCUUCGGCGACUUUAAACGUCAUCUUCAGAGCGUUGUUUUUUGUUAUAAAUUUGGUGUACUAUUUUUAUGUUGGCAAGUUCGGUGGUAGGUAUUCUGGGACAGAAUCUAUAUACCUAUACAUAAUAAAUGAAAAUAUGUCCAUUGCGUUAGCCAAUGGUGCAACUGACAAUCAGCAUGAAUUUGAUUUCACAAAUGUAAAAAUCCUAGACAAAGAACAUAACUUUUCAAAAGAAACAUCCCUGAAAUGAUGUAUAUACAAAGAAAGACACUACUAUAAAUUAUACAACUGAUACAAAUAAUCUAUCCAGUAUACACACAAAUUUAAUAAUAAAAAGAGUGUAGCCGUUGCGUUCUCCCACCCCAUCAAUGUGAAAAUAUAAUGUAUAUAUUUUUUACCUUUGUUUUGUUUCCGUUUUUAUUUGAAAAUAUUAAUAGAAUGUCAUUGACCUAUACUCAUGUUUCUGGCAUCUGUAAUUAUUUUUACCAACUAGUAAGUAUUUCUGUAUAUUAAUUAAUAAAUGUUUCAUGUUGAUCGGAUCCCAAGAAUUUAUAACUUGAAUUGCCUCAUACAUAGAAUAAGUAUCUGGAUGGGCAACUAUAAGGUAAUAGAAGCUGCGAUCAAAUGCACUUGUUUGUUUGGAUGUGGAAUAAAUGGGUUUUAAGUGGGGUGCAGAAUGAUAGUAAUGAGCAAAGACUUUGAUACUGAAUAUCAUCAUUUUUGGGAGAGUUGAACUGAAUGAUUUAUAAAAGGAAGUCGUUUUUGCAGAAGCAAGAAGAGGUGCAAUUAUAAAGCAAUUUAUCUCUGUGAUAAAUACAAUUUUGGUAAUAAAAGAAAAAUAGCAAUGUUCAUUUUAUAAUAUUUUAUUGUUAUACUGAUUAGCAAUUUUAAAUUAUCGACACCUUUUUUUAUUCUACCAGAUAGUUACACAAAUGAAAAUAAAUUUGUCAAUUUUUGAAACUACUAUAGUAGACCAAAUAGAAUACAGACAUGAAAUUUGAGCAAAAUGUUAUUUAUUUUAUGUACUAUAUUUUGCCAAAUGUCUGUCGGCUCUGGGCAGGAGCUAUUGUUGAGGAGUCCUAGGUCCGAGCAAAUCUCAGAUUACACUUGAUUACAACAUUGGCGCCAUUUUUUCUUGUCUAAAGAGGAAAUUGUAUGACCUGCAAAAAUGACAUUCAUUUGUAGUAUAGCAAGGAUCAAUCUUUUUUCUUCGCGCUCCAUUUGUUAAUUAUCGAACAAAAAAGUAUCUAACCAUUUAAGAUAAACAUAUACAUCUGUCAUUCUUGUAAAUAAAGUAUAUUCAAGUAAAUGUGUUUUCAAACUAUCAUGUCUUUAUUUCAUUAAAAAAAAAAAACUUUCAAAGAUUUAAAUAAUAG
Acanthoscelides obtectus is the source of this 4583-nucleotide messenger RNA. The record is from the annotation of a GenBank genome assembly. Lineage: Eukaryota; Metazoa; Arthropoda; Insecta; Coleoptera; Chrysomelidae.